ACAUUCUCCUUCACUUCUAACUUUCCACCCACCAUUUCUUUCUUUCCCAAGGAAAACAUGAAGUUCUUCAACUGGGUUCAUAAGAGGUUUCAUCAUCCCCUCCCAAAGGAUGAUUUUGCUCAAAAAGUGGAAAAGAGUACAACUGAAGAAGUACUCCACCACACCAAUGACAAGGACACACAAGCAUUACUCAAAAAGGUCGUCCUCAUCGACGCGCUUGAUGGAUGGAAAUACGGCAUUCUUGCAAUUGGCACGUUUGGUUUUGAUCCUCUAAAACCAUUCAACCAACAAAAGGAAUAUCUGGUUCUGGAGAGCAAGGAAGACGAUGAAGAGAGCCCCGAGUACUCGCUCGAAGGCAGUGACAGCGACGAAAACGACGAGUACAGCGAUGACACCACCUUUGAGGAUGAAGAAGUGAACCCUUUGAUGCUUUCAACUCUCGGACACAGUUUCAAGGAUGUUGAGAAAAAGGACGUUCUACUUUCCUUUGAUGGUGUUUUUCUGGCUUCAAGUGAAGUGGCUGCUGAAGAGAAGACUAAUAUUUCCCUGCAGAGUGAUCAUGAGAAGAAGAAAGUUGGAAGGACAACACUGGCUGACUUGUUCCUGGCUGAUGCUGAUGUUAAAAUGAAGAUAGAUUCUGGCAAAGUUCUUCAUGAUGAUUCUGCUAAAAAAAUGAAUGCUAAAACCAAGAAGAGCCUCUCAUUUGCGAAGAAGUUCAUUCCUAAAGUCAAAGAGGAAACAAGCCCAAUUAAGAAUAUACAACGACUGAUGAAGAGGAUGUUGAAGAGGAAGAUCCAUCCAGAGCUGCUUGAUGUGAAGACUCAGAAAUCAGACGGUCAGAAGGCAGCAGGGGCAAUAGAACUUAUUGCCAAUGGCCCAAAGAAUGCUACAUCCGAAUCAGUUUCUUUGCUUGCAAUGCAAGGUGCAACUUCUGAGAUUUGAGCGAUGGCCUGGCUCCAUAGCCAGAAUUGAAGAACUAUGAGCUUAUUGUUGUUGCUAUAUGUAACUCUUCAAGAGCAAUUCUCACUAGCCUUUCGUGUAUAUGAACUCGUUUGUUAGCAGUGUGAUCUUGAUAUUCUGUUUAAUUUGUAAUUUUUCUGAAUUGUU
Messenger RNA from Morus notabilis, 1107 nucleotides. RefSeq lists its product as uncharacterized. The record is from RefSeq and is a predicted model, not a curated record. Gene Ontology annotation, biological process: morphogenesis of a branching structure. Lineage: Eukaryota; Viridiplantae; Streptophyta; Magnoliopsida; Rosales; Moraceae. The transcript is spliced from 5 exons. The coding region runs from base 58 to 942 and encodes 294 amino acids.